UUUUCAUCCAUCGUUUGAUACUGCUGCUGCCGAUAAACAUAACCCCUCUUUCAAGUGGUGUGGUGGCGCAGUUGUCCUCGUGCUUCACGAGUGCUGCGCAUAUUUGUUUUGUUUACUGAUUAAUUCCCGUUCUAAUUGUAAUAUCCAAGAUGGGGAAAACGUCAAGCAGGACGGGUCCUCCCCGUAAGGAGGGUUACAUCAAGAAGCAUAAUCACAGUAUGAACCCCAAUCGCAGCACAGAAAAUCUUAAAGGAGUUGCGAACCCUCGUUCCAAGAGCACAAUCAACCGUUUGCAGAUGUACAGAAACUUUAAAGCAAAGCGAGCCAAGAAUGGUGAAAUGCUCCAAGCAGCGCCUUUCCAAGGAUGGGUCAAUUCAGGAACCAUGGCACGAGUCGAGCCUAAUCCAAAGUGGUUUGGCAACUCCCGUGUCAUUGGACAGAGUGCCCUUCAAAAAUUUCAAGACGAACUUGGGACUGCCAUCAAAGAUCCCUACCAAGUUGUCAUGAGAGCCACUAGGUUGCCUGUUACCUUGCUCAAUGAAAAGGCCAAGAAUGCCCGUGUGCACAUUCUUGAUACUGAGGGUUUUGAUAAAGUCUUUGGACCUAAGAAAAAUCGUAAAAGGGUGAAUCUGAAAUUCCGAGACGUUGAAUCACUCACUGAAACUGCAUCUACAACUCAAGAAACAUAUGACAACAGUAAGGAUCAUGACCUUUUGAGGGAUGAUGGAGGUGUGAAACAAGCCACAAGUGAAUGGAUUAUGGGUGCAGGUCUGAGUAAGAGAAUUUGGAAUGAACUUUACAAAGUAAUUGACUCAUCGGAUGUUGUCAUCCAAGUUUUGGAUGCUAGAGAUCCCAUGGGCACUCGUUCACCACAACUGGAAGCAUUCUUAAAGGAAGAAAAGAAGCACAAGCAUCUCAUUUUUAUUCUGAACAAGGUGGAUCUCAUCCCCAAUUGGGUAACUCAGCGUUGGGUUGCAAUCCUCAGUGCUGAAUAUCCGACCAUCGCCUUUCACGCCUCUCUCAAUCAUCCAUUCGGAAAAGGCGCUUUAAUCAACUUAUUACGUCAGUUUGGAAAGUUACAUGACGACAAGAAGCAAAUCAGUGUAGGUUUGAUUGGUUAUCCAAAUGUUGGAAAGAGUUCUGUAAUCAACACACUUCGGUCCAAGAAAGUAUGCAAGGUUGCCCCCAUAGCUGGUGAAACCAAAGUUUGGCAGUAUAUUACAUUGAUGAAGAAGAUAUUCCUCAUUGAUUGUCCUGGUGUGGUUAAUGCUGUUGGAGAAAGUGACACAGACAAAGUUCUGAAGGGAGUAGUCCGGACUGAAUUAGUUGAAAAUCCUGACGACUAUAUUCCUGCUGUAAUGGAAAGAGUACGUAAAGAAUAUUUAGUUAAGACAUACAAAAUUGAUGACUGGGACUCUCCUCAAGAUUUUUUGAAGAAGUUAGCUCAUAAAGGUGGUAAGCUACUGAAGAAAGGAGAACCGGACUACGCCAUUGUUGCUCGUAUGGUUCUAAAUGACUGGCAGCGUGGCAAGUUACCAUUUUAUGUCCCUCCUGCAGGGUUUGAGAACCCUCUAUCGGCAAAGGCUGUAAUCGAAACUGCCCCAGCAGCAGACAAAGUAGUAAUAACAGAAGCUGCAAAUGGUGAUGUCCAAGUGUCUGGAGAAAUCAAGAAGGAUGACCCCAAUCCUUUCCAGAUUGUUCAGGACUUCUCACAAAUCAGAGUUGUGCUGGACUACAACAAGGAAGACAAUCCAUUCCCUACAAAGGAAGAAAAGGAAGCAGCUAUGACCAGAAAGAAACAGAAGAUUGAAAUGAAAGAGGCAAAUAAGAAUAAGAGCAAGUAUGUGGCUCACGACUCAGACUCAUCUGAAAGUGAUGUUGCAUCGGAUGAUGAAGAUGUUCGCAAUGACCCUAUACCUUCCCCAGUCCAGAAACCACAGCUGAAACUUACCAGCAAGAUGCGGCGGCGCAUUGAGCGUGAACAGAAACGAAAGAAGAUUGGAAGUAAUUUCUAUGAAGUCGCUAAUGUUAAAAACAGAAGUCAUAGGAAAUGAGCUGCUUAGUCAAUUGUGAUACAUAAUUAUUUUCUUUGGUCUAUAUUACUUUUUGUCCCUUAUCAAAUUUCAAAAUUUUGAUUCCUGUUGAACAAGACAAAGUGUAUAAAAUGCAUAUAAGUGCUCGUGUUAUAGAAUUGUG
Molecule: messenger RNA, 2196 nt
Organism: Thrips palmi
Lineage: Eukaryota; Metazoa; Arthropoda; Insecta; Thysanoptera; Thripidae
Gene: Ns2
Product: nucleolar GTP-binding protein 2
Exons: 2
Coding region: 150-2054 (634 amino acids)
Cellular component (GO): nucleolus
Molecular function (GO): GTP binding
Source: RefSeq, a predicted model, not a curated record